ACAACAAAUAUAGCAGGUAUUGAAAAUAACUACAAAUUUUCAACACAUCUUUAAUGUAUUAUGACCCAAACCAGACUCGAUGAUGCUAAGCUUCGAGCUUUAGGGUUUGCAGAGGCAAGGGAAAAAGAAAGAUAUAUUGGACCACAAUCAAGGUUUCAAGCUCCAGAAGAGGAGACAUGUUUGAAUAAAAAUCUGGAGGUCCAAUCAAGUAAUUUGCUCAACUUAGUUGCUGAAGAGAUACAAGGUGAGUUACCUAGUGCAACAAUGAAAAAUCAAGAAGAAGAGGUAAACACCUUACCCUUAGAGAUUGAAGGACAACUUGGAGAAGUAGAAAUUAUGCCUGCAAAAACUAAACAAGAGGAUGUCCCUAUGGAGGAAGAGGAAAAAGCUCAGGUGUCAUUUGAAGUGUUCAAUGGGGAGUCUUCUUUAACCAAAUCUGAUUUUAAUGAUUAUUUUGUUAUUGAUAUGGUUGAUGAGAUUUUGCAGAAAAACACUUAUGAGUAUUCAUUUGAGAUUUACCUUAUUCAAGCAAAAGACUCAAUCAAAGAAUACAUAAAUUGCUUGAACACAUCAUCUUCCUUGGAAUCAAAGGGGGCACUCCUAGAAGAAUUGGGAAGGCACAUUUGCUGGCCUAAACCCAAACCACCUCAAAAUAAUCAUUGGAGAAAAUCUUAUGGUGGAUUCAACUUAAGGGCAAAAAAGCCAAGAUUCAAGAAAACGAGAGGACAUGCCCUACGACCUGAUCCAAAACCACCUUGGAGUGGUAGAAAGUCUAGCUAAUGACUAUAAAUUAAGCGCUUCUUGUGAGGCAACCCAAGCAUAAAAUUUUUCUUUUCUUUAAUUUAUUUUUCUUUUAUAGUUCAGAUUUUCUUUUAAUUUUUUUUUUCUUUUUCUCUUUAUGGCCUAGGUUGACGCACAAUUGUGGAGAAAUUCACAUCUCACAAAAAGGUGAAUUUAUUUGAUUAGUUGAGUAUUUUAGCUUAUAAAUUGUUAUUCUUUGA
This is a messenger RNA of Rubroshorea leprosula, 1001 nucleotides long. The record is from the annotation of a GenBank genome assembly. Lineage: Eukaryota; Viridiplantae; Streptophyta; Magnoliopsida; Malvales; Dipterocarpaceae.